CGGGUCAUUUGCUCGCUCAUCUUAGUCCAACACGACGUUUGGGUAAAUUCUAAGAAAAUUUUGAUACCCCUUUUCAUGGACUCAAACCCAACCGAUUUCCAUGAAAUUUUCACCAUUGGAAAAUUUCGAAUUUUCUUAAUUUUUUGGCGUAAAAAUGAUAAAAAUCGGUGAAUGCUAAGUGCCCCAAAAGCGUCGGGUAAAAAUCGUACUUUUCGGUGUGUGUGUGGUGUGAAAAGAGAAAAAACCAACGUAAACGCUGGAAUUAAAUUCCUUUUCUCGCCAUUUUGACUCGUGAAAAAGUGAUUUUUUUCCAACAUAAAACGAAACGAAAAUAGAAAUAACCCCAAACGAAAGAAAGAAGAACUAUUGAACAACUUCAAGCAAGCAACCAGCCAGCCAGCCAACCCAGCCGCCACAGCUACAAUUCAGAGUUACGAAGCUGUGUCUGUCGUACAUAUUUCCAUAAAUUGUUUAGUAAUAAUUGUUGUAUAGCAGAAGGCCAGCAAAGAAAGUAAAAAUAACAACAAAACGCAAUACAUUACGCGCUGGGAAAAAGCACACAAAAAAUGGCGCACUCAUCCACAGCAGCAGCGACUUCAGGCCCUGCUUCUACGACAGGUGAAACAAUCAACUAUUUCUUUACAGAUGAACAUGGGAAAAUCCACAAAGUCGUCAAACAAGUCGAAAUAAAACAAGAACCUAAUGAAGCUUCAUCUGCAGCAGCAGCAGCGAACACAGUAUUUGCCUCCACAGUUGGCGGCAACAUGGGCACAUUUACACAAAUGAACAACAGUCAACCUCAAUUUGUCAGAAUACAGAGCAGUUAUAACAUCCAAACGGCAGAAAAUACCACAUACACAGUCAUAACACCACACAGUAGUAGUGGCAGUACUCAAAACACCAGUGGAACACCAGCGAAUGCCAGUAAUAUGCAAAGACAACAGCAACAACACAACAAUACAAAUAUCACAACAAUAAAAUAUGAACCUGUGGAGGAAUUUACGACGCAUACGACGGUGGUUAAAGAAGAGGAGCGCUACAAAUACAAACCACAAAUUCUAGCCAAUAAUGCGAAAGCAGCGGCUAAUAAAUUAAAAAUCAACACAACAACAACCAGCCAUCAAAAUGCAUCUGUAGUACAAAGAAAACGUAAACCCGAAAAAGCCGGCAAGGGCUUGCGUCACUUCUCGCUGAAAGUCUGCGAGAAAGUCAAAGUGAAGGGCACCACCACCUACAAUGAGGUAGCCGAUGAACUGGUGGCGGAAGAAAUUCAAAAUAAUUCCUUCGACAAGAACUGUGAUCAAAAGAAUAUUCGACGCCGUGUCUAUGAUGCUUUAAACGUUUUAAUGGCAUUACAAAUAAUAUCCAAAGAUAAAAAGGAAAUACGUUGGAUUGGUUUGCCCUCCAGUGCGGUAGAGGAAUGCUCACAAUUGGAAAAGGAGAAUGAAGAACGCCGGGAACGUAUCAAACAAAAGCACCAACAGUUGAGAGAACUGCUGCUGCAACAAGUCUCGUUUAAGAGUCUCAUUGAACGCAACAAAGAAGCCGAAAGACAGGGCAUCAUACCCACAGCAAAUUCAUCCAUACAAUUACCAUUUAUUAUUGUAAAUACGCAUAAAUCAACCAAAAUUAAUUGUAGUGUAACCAAUGAUAAGUCGGAGUAUAUUUUCAAAUUUGAUGAUAAAUUUGAAAUGCAUGAUGAUGCAGAGGUCUUAAAACGUAUGGGUUUACUGUUUGGUUUGGACAAGGGCCACUGUUCAUAUGAGGACAUUGAACGAGCCAAGUCAUUGGUGCCACCAAACUUCGAAAAAUAUAUUGAAGCUUAUGGUAAUGGUAAAGCCAAUGAUGACAUCGCCUACGAUUCUGAUGAAGACAUGACCACCCAUGACUAUAUCGAGUUGAUGCAAGACAACUCAGAGCAGGGUUUUACAACAACGGUAACGGGUACACCGCUACAUCAUGCGUCGGGGUCGAUAGCAGGCGGCGGCGGCGGUGGUGGUCUCAGAACAUCCGAUCUCGAAGAUGAUGAAGAAUAUGUUGAACACAGUGAUAUUGAUUGAGGUGUAAAUAGAGUUACGUUUCGUAACAAUAUUGCGCCCAUGAAAAUGUCUUCAAAAGAGCAACCACAACAACAGCAACAGGAAAAUAUACAAUUAAAACAACAACAAAUUAACAUGGCAGCUCUAAAGAAAUCAAAGUUCUCUAGAUCGCUGUCAGUUAGAAAUGAAACAAGAAUUUUAACAACAUCAAAUCCUGUGACAAUUUCAUCAGCCUCCUCCUCAUCAUCAACAACAUCAUCAGCAGCAAUUGUAUGUCCAUCGGCAUCCUUAUCUCUCAUCGUUCCCACCCAAAAUAUCACAGCUAAAGAAAUAUCAAUGGAAACUAAAGAUUUUAAUGAUAACUACAAACAGCAGCCGAACGCACAGCAAUUACAAAGGCCGUCGACGCCAUCAUCGUCUGUGAGUUAUAUUUCCCACCAACAACAACAACAUCUGCAAACAACUGUAAACGAUCAUAAUGGCACAAUUGGCCAGGGACGUUAUAUUGCUGGUGGUACUGCUGCUGCUGCGUUCACACCUUUGGAUAGUACCAAUAAUUUAUCAGAUGAUUCAUUUAGUUUAUGUUUUAUUUCGGCUUUAUUAGGUUUGCACUGAACACAAAACAACAAAAAAGGGAGAAGGAGUUUUUUAAUUACUUCAUAUCUUUUAAUGUAUCAAUUUCACCAUCUAAAGAAUUUAUAUAAAAAUAUGUAUCUGAAGAUAUCACGUUGACGUGUAUCAUAACAUUGGGGUUCAGGUUCCCAAAGUAAAGACCUAAAAUGGUUUGCCUAAAGCUCCCAAGUUUCUUUUCAAAAGGGAUUGAGGCAAUCAUUGUCAUUGUCAGUUUCUCAUACAAUAUUGCCUUUGAUGUCAACAUCUUCUCAACAACAGCUCCGUAGCUGAAAACGUUGUGGGGUAAUGGUUUGGAUCUUAUUUAGAAACUUUUGUAGGGAAACAGUAGGGAAUCAAACAGUUGUCCUCAAUCUAAAACAGUAAGGGUUUUCCAUAAAUUUGAUCAUCUUUAAAACUUCAGUAGAAAAAAAAAAAAUAUUGAAAGCAAAUUUUCCUACUCCUCUUUCCUUUUUGUUGUUUUGUAGGGAUAUUUUUUUUACUUUUAUUCUAACUUAAAGUCUAUUUAACAACACACCAAAAUCAGUUUCUUUAUUUUCCAUAAUUAUUAUUAUUAUUCGAAUAUGUUAAUUUUGUUGCAAUGGCUUAACAAAACAGAACCUGUUUUGUUUUUAAAUUAUUUAUCUAUCAAUUUUCUCAGUUCAAACAAACAAAUGUUUUUACAAAGAAAACAAACCAAGACUUAAAAAUAAUAAGAGCAAAGAAAGAGAGAUGGAAAAAUAAUAUAUUUUUCUUAAGGCAAUUAUUUUUUUUAAUAAUUUUUAGAUAUUGUUUUAGGUUUUAUUCACUAUAUAUAUAAAUACAGUUAUAUAUAAACAUAUUUAAUUCUUAUUCAAACAAAAAACUCUUGGAACAUAUAAAAUAUGUUUGUAUGCUUUUUUUGUUCUAUUCAAUUAACCAAUAUAUUUUUCAAAAUAAUUCUGAAAAAAACCUCCAGUUAUAAAGAAGAAUUACAAAUUGUAAUUACUAUUUAAUUAACAAUUUUUUUUGUGUUAAAUAAUAAAGUGUGUUUCUAACUUUCUUUUUGUUUUAUAGAAAAUAAAGCAAAUAAUGUUAAUAAUAAUAAAAUUUAUUAUUAUUACGAUAAACAAACAAACAAAGCCUACCUUUUUGAAAAACAAAUACUAACAAAACUUUACAAACUCGACACAUAUAUCCUUUCUCUUUUAAAAAUAACAAAUAAACUCAAAAAACAAAAAAAAUCCAUUCAAAAAAACAUGCAACUAAAUUUAUACAUAUAUUAUAAAAAAUGGGAUAAAAACAAUAUUUUUUAAGUCCUUAAAUGAUUAUCAUACAUGUAACUGAUUGCUAAUAAUAUUAAUUCUUUUUUCUAGUUGUAAGUCUUAAUAAAAUCAACAACAACAAAGAAACAAAUAUUAAAUUUAGUUUAGUAAAGAAUAAAAUCACACACACACACAAAAGAAAAUGUAAACCCCCCAACAAUUACAAAAUGUAGCUGUAAACAACACAAAAGAAAAUAACAAAGAAUGAAGCGAUAAAACUUAGAUGGAAAUCAAAUAAUAAAGAAAUUAAGCAUACAAGGUA
This is a messenger RNA of Musca domestica (house fly), 4214 nucleotides long. RefSeq names its product transcription factor Dp (gene Dp). The transcript has 11 exons. Bases 567 to 2060 code for a protein of 497 amino acids. Gene Ontology annotation, cellular component: transcription regulator complex; nucleus. Gene Ontology annotation, biological process: regulation of transcription by RNA polymerase II; regulation of cell cycle. Gene Ontology annotation, molecular function: DNA-binding transcription factor activity, RNA polymerase II-specific; RNA polymerase II transcription regulatory region sequence-specific DNA binding. Lineage: Eukaryota; Metazoa; Arthropoda; Insecta; Diptera; Muscidae. The record is from RefSeq and is a predicted model, not a curated record.